Doryrhamphus excisus (bluestripe pipefish) is the source of this 4866-nucleotide messenger RNA. Its product is annotated as kinesin-like protein KIFC3. Gene Ontology annotation, cellular component: microtubule cytoskeleton. The record is from RefSeq and is a predicted model, not a curated record. Gene Ontology annotation, molecular function: microtubule binding; microtubule motor activity; ATP binding. NCBI's taxonomy places the organism in Eukaryota, Metazoa, Chordata, Actinopteri, Syngnathiformes, Syngnathidae. Gene Ontology annotation, biological process: microtubule-based movement.
CUUUCAACGUUUUUACUAAUGGUUUCCGAAAUUCCGGACGCGAUAAGGUAUUAAAAUGUCCUACGGUAAGGCUGAAAACUAUCUAUUUACGCCUAUACAGUACUGUCAGGUUAUGCUACACAAGAUGGCGGCGUGUGCGCUGAAGCACUGCGCGGCGGCGACACCGCGCUGUGUGUGUUGUGUCCGGGUUGUGUGAGUUGGCUCACAUUUUUAAUAGCCUUUGAUGAGGCGGUCCGUGUUUUUAAAUAGCGGUACACUGACGUCUCAAACUAUAACCGUUAGAUUGACUUGAUGGGCUUUUUUAUUUGACAUUUUGAAUUCUUCAUUGUACAACAUCAGCGGCAUAAAUGUGAAUUGUAUUUGUAUUCCAUUGCUAAACUGUGAUUUGACCACGUGAUAUCAUGCAUCUGAUUUUUAAGGUCAUCCCAUAUUGUAUUGUAUUUUAUAACAGUUAUAAUUAAGUGUCAGUGGUCCUUCGGUAGUGUAUUGGGUUUAAAAGUGUAAGUUGGUUAACAAAACUAGGCUUUUAAGAUGUGUAGUGAAGCCUUCCCUCCGCCCCUUUUCUUUUAACAAGUGAGCAAACUGUUUGUUGCUCAUAAACAGAGUCUAGGGACACACAUUACUGUUAGAACAUCGUUUUAAAAGUCUAUUUAGCAUAUUAGAAAACCUCUGGUUCGUACCAUUAUUAUUUAGUUAUUUGCUAAUAUUGUGUUGACAUGCUUACAAAUACUAAAUCAGAAGUUUACCUGUCACUGGCGCGCCAAUCCGUUCUCUCACGACUUAAUCCUCCACUGCAGCUGAUGCAGGUUCUGCACUGAGCAUGCUCGCUGCAGAUGCCGCCUGUAAAUGGGCCAAGAGUGCUGAGGAGGAGGAGAAAGGGGAGGGGAGAGCGUUUGGUGGGAUGCUGUUGCAGCUCUUGAGAAAAGGAGCUGCAUGCAUAGGGAAGACGUGUCAUUGAGAACAUGGAUGGAGCCUGAAACGGGAAUACAAAUGCCUGGGACCGUGGAUUAUAAUACAUGCUAAGGAACUGUUGCACAGCGUGGACAUGUACGCCUUCUACUCCCUUUUAGUCUAUAUCUUCUACACUGUCUUCAAGAAGGAGGAAGAAGAGGAGGAGGAGGACGCCUUGGCGGCAUCAUGUGGAGCCUCUACAGACGAGCCGAGACCUGUUUCCAUGGAAACAGGGAGCAGAAAGAAAGAUGGCCACACCUCCACAAUGAGAAAGAAAGCCAGUGCUCGGCUAAGUGACUCUAGCAGUAGCAGUGACAGUGAUGAGUUGUCCCCAAGCGAUGAAGAUGAGGAUGCCACGGAUAUCCCAGCAUGCACUCCUCUGGCCGCGUUUCUGUCCUUCAAGCAGGAGUCUGACAAGCGGAGAGCCUCACAGAGCCAGCUGGAGUCAACAGGAAAGUUAGGAGAGUCCCCCUUGAUGGCCGUCAUGUCCCACUUGCUGAGCUUCCUGGAGCAGUACUCGCACUUCCAGCAGCUGCAGCAGCAAGCCGAGCAGUACCGUCUCCAGCUCAAGAGGCACCGCGUGCAGCACAGACGCCAGAUGAAGGCGCUCCGGGCCUCCUACCGCCAGCGCCUCAAGGACAAGAAAAGCAUCAUUUGUAACCUGGAGGAAGCCGUCGGCCAGCAGCUGAGCCCACACGACGACGGCGAGUGUGUCAACGUUGAAGGGGCUCAGGCAAGGGUUCACUGCCUGGUGGAGUCCCUGUACGGCCUGCAGGGUGAACGCAGCAAGCUGAGAGGAGAGCUGCAUCUCCUGCGCUCCCAGCUGGAGCAGAAGGACAAAGAUCGACAUUCACGUGUCCUGGCCUUUCAGCAGCAGAUCGAUGAGCUGAAGAGUGGAAUUGAAGAACGCGAGGAGGAGCUGUCGAGACUCCGAACAGCCACUGGGGCCACAGACUCAGAAAAACGUGUGCUGUGUCUUUCGGCGGAGAAUGAGAGUCUCAAGCAGAGCCUGUCUGUCACUCAAGGCCUCCUGCAGCAGCUGACCACCGUCCCCUCACAGUCCAGCACCAUGCUCAUCAAGGAAAACGAGAAUCUGAGAAGCAGGGUGCAGCAGCUGGAGGCCUCCCUGCAGCAACGCGCCGAGCGGCUGUCGCAGCUGGAGCAGCAGAGUGAGCGCAGCGAGUGGAGGAGGGGGGAGGAGCUGAGGAGACGAGAGGAUCGAGUGAGGGAGCUUCAGCUGGAGUUGGACAGAGAGCGAGGAAAGGAGCCAGUGGUGAAGUACGUCACCCAGACUGUCGAGGUGGAAUCGCCCGCCGCUGUCAAGCAGCUGACCAAAGCCAGACAGAGGAACGAGCUGCUGUCCGAGAAGCUGACCAAUCAGAACGAGCGGUGCAAACAGUUGGAGGAGCAAAUCAGGAAAUCAGAUGAAUACAGCUGCAAUCUGCAACACAAGAUUGCAGCUUAUGAGCGAGAGAUCGGCCAGCUGAGAGAGGAGUUGCUGAAGGAGAUCGGCCACUUGGAGGAAAGGAAGGAGGAGGCGGUGAAGGCGGCCGCAAACUGCUCGGCAGAACACUUUCAGGACCUGCAGCACCAAUUCUUUACUUUACAGAAGCGCCUGACUGCCCUCCCGCCGACUCUACGCUGCAUGAAAACAGACUACGCCAGUCUGAGGAGCCAAGUGAGGAACUUCUCUGAGUUUUACGGAGCAGCGAUAAAGGAGGCCAAGAAGCAGGUUUCAGCAGCAAUCUCUGAGAUGUCUGAGGCCAACAAAGACCUUCUGGAGAAGUACAGGAAGGAGGUCGCACUGCGCAGGAAGUUGCAUGAGCAGCUAGUGGAGCUAAAAGGCAACAUUCGUGUGCUGUGCCGCGUGAAGCCCGUGCUGAAGGAGGACCAACACGAGGAAGGCCAAUCGGUGGUGGUGACCACAGACCCAAAUAACGAGUCCUCGCUGAACGUGCUGAGCAAAGGGAAAGGUCGCGCCUUUGAGCUGGACAAGGUCUUCCACCCCCAGGCUACACAGGAAGAGGUCUUCCAGGAGAUUGAGCCUCUUGUGACGUCCUGCAUUGAUGGCUACCAUGUCUGCAUAUUUGCUUAUGGACAGACUGGCUCUGGGAAAACAUACACCAUGGAGGGUAGUGUUGAGAACCCCGGCAUCAACCAGAGGGCCCUCAAACAUCUCUUCAGUGAGAUGGAGGAGAGGAAGGACAUGUGGUCGUACACGGUCACCGUCAGCUCUGUGGAGAUCUACAACGAGGUGCUAAGGGAUCUUCUGAGUAAGGACGGCGAGAAACUGGACAUCAAAAUCAACCCCGACGGAACAGGACAGCUGCACGUGCCAGGCCUCAGGGUCACGGAGGUCAAGAGCUUCCAACAUAUCAAGAAGAUAUUAGCCACAGCCCGCAGGAACAGGAUAACAUUUGGCACUCAGAUGAACCAGCACAGCUCUCGCUCUCAUGCUCUGCUCUGCAUCACCGUUCAGGGCACGGACCUCGCCACCGGCUCCAAAACCACCGGCAAGUUGAACCUCGUUGACCUGGCGGGAUCGGAGAGGGUAUGGAAAUCCGGUGCGGAGGGCGAGAGGCUGAAGGAGGCCCAAAAUAUCAACCGCUCCCUGUUGGCGCUUGGGGAUGUCAUCCAAGCACUUAGAGCCCGACAGACUCACAUCCCGUUCAGGAACUCUCGCCUUACAUACUUGUUGCAGGACUCGCUGGGUAAAGGCAGCAAGACCGCCAUGGUGGUGCAGGUGUCUUCUCUGGAGAGUAACGUAGGGGAGACGUUGUGCUCGCUGAAGUUUGCCCAAAGGGUGUGCAAGGUGGAACUCGGCCCUGCAGCCAGGAAGAUAGAAUCCGGCGGCGGCGGGCAGUGCGACUAAACCAACGACUUGACAUCCAUCGUAACUUUACAGCUAUCCUGCUCAAGGGCUAAAACUCUCUGGGGGGGGGGCAACGUUAAUACUGUAAUAUGUAAUACAUAAUGACAUAAGACAUGUGAGUACCUUUUGCCAUGUUUGAAGGCAUGCAGGAAUAUUUCUACCUUCACUGCGAGCGCCAAAGCAACGAUUCUAUGUUUCCACGAGUCGUGUUUCCUUUCCGACAAUUCGCCCCUGAUGUUUGUUUUUAUUCCAUAUUCCUUGUAAUGUAUGUUUCUAAAAGGUACUGUACUUCCUGUGUAGCUUUUAAUGACACGCAGUUAACACGCAUUGAUGUAGUUCAUCUGAAGAUGUUUUGCUUUCGAGCCUUAUUACCGUAUUUUCUGGACUAUAAGUCGCACAAAGUCAAAAAUGCAUACUUAGGUAAAAAAAAACACAUACAUAAGUUGCAACUACUUGACCAAAACAGACAUUACGUCAUCUUGUAAGGCAAGUUUAACAUUAAUAAAAGAAUAAAGAACAGGCUGAAUAAUAAUAUGCUAACACAAUGGUUAUUCAGCUACACAAAAAGAUGUCCAGUUUUUUUAUUUAUAAGUCGCAAAAACAGCAAAAAAAGUGCGACUUAUAAUCCGGUAAAUACGGUAUUUGCCUUUUUAAGAAGGCCAAUGGCAGUCCCGUGAGUAGGUGGCCUUGUGUAGUAGUUAGGAAUAGUGCAAUAUGCUCCUGAUAGAGCAGGUUCAUGGGCCUAUGUGGACACAAGAUGCACUUUAUAGUCAAAUGAAUAGGAUGCAUUUAUGUCAGACCAAGAGCAUUGAUUUGCUUGCAAUAGAUAUCACUAGUGAACGUCAUACCAAAAAAAAAAAAUGUCUGUCACCAUUUGAAUCGAAAGUACUUUUGAUUCACUAAGUAGCGAGGCAUCAACGUAAACAUCCACUUUUCUCAGUAGUUAUGACGGAUUUAAAGUGUGGAAAUUACUAUUUUAUUUUAGUUGAAAACAUGUAAACAGAUUGUAUGCUUGGAUUUUUAUGAUACAAAAAUAAAAAGAC